Molecule: messenger RNA, 918 nt
Organism: Vanderwaltozyma polyspora DSM 70294
Lineage: Eukaryota; Fungi; Ascomycota; Saccharomycetes; Saccharomycetales; Saccharomycetaceae
Gene: SER2
Product: phosphoserine phosphatase
Exons: 1
Coding region: 1-918 (305 amino acids)
Biological process (GO): L-serine biosynthetic process; dephosphorylation
Cellular component (GO): cytoplasm
Molecular function (GO): magnesium ion binding; L-phosphoserine phosphatase activity
Source: RefSeq, a predicted model, not a curated record
AUGGUUGAAUACGUAAUUACUUAUAUCGCCCAUGGUGAUGAGUUGAAGGAUUCUGAGGUUAAAGGUUUAACCUCAGAUAUCGAAUCGAGAUUAAAAGUGGCACCUGUUAAAUCUAGACGUUUGGGUUUGCGUGCCUAUGAUGUAUACUUCGAGCUAUCUACAGAUGAUUUGAAGCCUUUGUUGGCUGAUAUUAUCGAUUCUGCUCAAGGAAUAGAUGUCAUUGUUCAGACAGAUGGAACUAAUCGUCAGGAUAAGAAACUUAUAGUGUUCGAUAUGGAUUCAACACUAAUUUACCAAGAGGUGAUCGAAAUGAUUGCCAGUUAUGCUGAUGUCGAAGAUAAGGUAAGAGAUAUCACGAACUUGGCUAUGAAUAAUGAAAUCGAUUUCAAAGAAUCGCUAAGACAGAGAGUUAAACUAUUGGAAGGUUUACAAAUGGAUAGUCUAUAUGAUGAAAUUAAAUCAAAGCUAUUGAUAACAAAUGGUGUCCCAGAAUUUUGUUCUUUUAUGAAGAAAACUCAAGGUACCAAACUAUGUGUUUUAAGCGGUGGGUUCAUCCAAUUUGCUGAGUUUAUUAAAGGUGAACUGGAGUUCGAUUAUGCAAGAGCUAAUCUUUUGGCAUUAGAUGACAAUGGCAGGCUGACUGGUGAAACCAUAGGUGAUAUUGUCGAUGGUCAGUGCAAAGCUGAAACUUUAUUGCAAUUAUGUCAAGAUUAUGAUAUUGACGUUGCAUCAAGUGUAAUGAUAGGCGAUGGUGGGAAUGAUUUAUUAGCAAUGGCUGCUGCUGGUUUUGGUAUCGCCUGGAAUGCUAAACCAACAGUCCAAAAAAAGGCACCAUGCAAAUUGAACACUAAAUCCAUGAAAGAUGUAUUGUACAUAUUUGGAUAUUCUGAUGAAGAAAUUAAAAUUUUAUUCCCUUAA